Messenger RNA from Pteropus alecto (black flying fox), 1588 nucleotides. RefSeq names its product RNA 3'-terminal phosphate cyclase (gene RTCA). The record is from RefSeq and is a predicted model, not a curated record. NCBI's taxonomy places the organism in Eukaryota, Metazoa, Chordata, Mammalia, Chiroptera, Pteropodidae. Bases 228 to 1328 code for a protein of 366 amino acids. Gene Ontology annotation, cellular component: nucleus. Gene Ontology annotation, biological process: RNA processing. Gene Ontology annotation, molecular function: RNA-3'-phosphate cyclase activity. The transcript has 11 exons.
UGCGCACUGGCUGCCGGUUCGCGCGAACCCGGUUUCCGCCGCAGGGCGGUGUUGUUGGCUCCCGCAAAAUCCUGUUUUCCCGAGCGGCCGCUGCAUCCCCUUCCCGCCAGACCCCCGCGGCCUCGCGCGAGGACUAGGUUUCGGAGCUGCGGGGCAGGAGCCGGCGUCUCUUCCCUGCGCUCGCGCGGAGGCUGUGCCGCUGCGGGCCGGGCCCCAGGGCGCCCGCCAUGGCCGGGCAGCGGGUGGAGGUGGACGGCGGGAUCAUGGAAGGGGGCGGCCAGAUCCUGAGGGUCUCCACAGCCCUGAGCUGCCUCUUGGGCCUCCCCGUGCGCGUGCAGAAGAUCCGAGCCGGCCGCAGCACGCCUGGCCUGAGGCCUCAACACUUAUCUGGACUGGAAAUGAUUCGAGAUUUAUGUGAUGGGCAACUGGAGGGGGCAGAAAUCGGCUCAACAGAAAUCAGGUUUACACCAGAGAAGAUCAAAGGUGGAAUUCACACAGCAGAUACCAAGACUGCAGGGAGCGUGUGCCUCCUGAUGCAGGUCUCGAUGCCCUGUGUUCUCUUUGCUGCUUUUCCAUCAGAGCUUCGUUUGAAAGGCGGAACGAACGCUGAAAUGGCACCACAGAUCGAUUACACAGAAAUGGUUUUCAAGCCAAUUGUUGAAAAAUUUGGUUUCAGAUUUAAUUGUGACAUUAAAAUGAGGGGCUACUACCCAAAAGGGGGUGGUGAAGUGAUCGUCCGAAUGUCACCAGUUAAACAAUUGAACCCAAUAAAUUUAACUGACCGUGGCUCUGUGACUAAGAUAUAUGGAAGAGCUUUUGUUGCUGGUGUUUUGCCGUUUAAAGUAGCAAAAGAAAUGGCGUCGGCAGCUGUCAGGUGCAUCAGAAAGGAGAUUAGGGAUCUAUAUGUUAACAUCCAGCCUGUCCAGGAACCUAAAGACCAAGCUUUUGGCAGUGGAAAUGGAAUAAUCAUUAUUGCUGAGACAUCCACUGGCUGUUUGUUGGCUGGAUCAUCGCUUGGUAAACGAGGUGUAAAUGCAGACAAGGUUGGAAUUGAAGCUGCUGAAAUGCUAUUAGCCAAUCUUAGACAUGGUGGUGCUGUGGAUGAGUAUCUGCAAGACCAGCUGAUCAUUUUCAUGGCAUUAGCCAAUGGAGUUUCCAGAAUAAAAACAGGACCAGUUACACUCCAUACACAAACAGCAAUACAUUUUGCAGAACAACUAGCAAAGGCUCAAUUUACUGUGAAGAAAUCAGAAAAUGAAGAUGAUGCCUCUAAAGACACAUAUAUUAUCGAGUGCCAAGGAAUUGGGAUGACAAAUCCACACCUGUAGUGUAUUUACCUUUUAAAUGAUACCUCAGCGAUGUAUUGCACUAAUUCAUUUCAUAAAUACUACAAAACAGCAAAUAAGAAGUAACUUAUUAAAAGACCCAACUUAAAUUUGGAGAUGAAGUAGAGUGUUCUAGAUUUACUAUGCAUGCUUCAUCAAUUUAAUCUCACUUAGAAUAUCUCCCAAGGUAUGACAAAUGAAAUAGAAGAUUUGGUGGUUAUGUCUAAUAGCUGACUUCAGUAUUAAAGUAUUGAUAUAAAAUA